Molecule: messenger RNA, 1745 nt
Organism: Drosophila willistoni
Lineage: Eukaryota; Metazoa; Arthropoda; Insecta; Diptera; Drosophilidae
Gene: Ir75d
Exons: 3
Coding region: 41-1714 (557 amino acids)
Cellular component (GO): membrane
Molecular function (GO): ligand-gated monoatomic ion channel activity
Source: RefSeq, a predicted model, not a curated record
GUGGGACACCAAUGGCAAUGGCGGCAAUCAGUUGCCGGAUAUGCUAGUCGCUUACUAUCGCCACCAUGGCGUGCAUAGUCUGAUGCUGGUCGUUUGUCACACUGAGAAGAAGGACAUUGCUGAAUUACCCCAUGCAAUGCACACUGAUUCCCGCCUGACGACGAUGCUGUGGCAACAGUUUACCCUCAACAAUUUCUAUGUGCAAGUCCACACAGCAUGCUCUCUGAAGGACCUUCAACAUGUCACUGCACCAGGACCAGAUGAACUUAAGGUGUCCCCACCGCCAUCAACCUUCCGUCCGGACAAUACAACGCAUUGGGAAAUAUCAUUCGUUUUGCCCGCCACCCCCUAUAAAAUGGGUAUACUCCUGCUUGACUUUACUUCUCCGUGUGCCCUCAAUUUACUGCGUUGGUCAACAGCUCCGGAGCAUAAUUAUUUAACGACCAAUCGUUUUUGGUUACUUUUGACCACAAAUAUGAAUGACAUUGAUUCUCUAGAGGAUCCUGAAAUCUUUAUACCACCCGAUAGUGAGUUACGCAUCCUCUGGCAUCAGAAUUUUACAGCCACAUUGAUAGAUCUCUACAAAGUGGGUCCGGACAAGCCACUGAAGCGCCGUCAUAUUGGUAUUAAUUUGCGUACUACGAAACAUUUGAGACAUGCGCUACAGAAAUUUGGUUCGGCCAUUACGUAUCGUCAGAAUUUGGAGGGUAUGGUCUUUAAUACGGCCAUAGUUAUAGCAUUUCCGGAUGUAUUUACCAAUAUUGAGGAUCUCUCAUUGCGGCACAUUGACACCAUAUCGAAAGUGAACCAUCGACUCAUGGCCGAAUUGGCCAAUCGUCUAAAUAUGAGUUACAACACGUAUCAGACAGUAAACUAUGGAUGGCGUCAGCCGAAUGGUUCUUUUGAUGGCCUUAUGGGCCGCUUUCAGCGUUAUGAACUCGACUUUGCCCAGUUGGCCAUAUUUAUGCGCUUGGAUCGAAUUGCCAUAUGUGAUUUUGUAGCCGAGACAUUUCGUGUGCGGGCGGGCAUUAUGUUUCGACAGCCGCCCCUGUCGGCCGUAUCGAAUAUUUUCGCCCUGCCUUUCCAGGAGGAUGUCUGGAUCUCAAUACUGGUUCUCUUGAUAUUAACCACUGUGGUGCUAAUUGUUGAAUUGAUCUUCUCGCCGCAUACACAUGACAUGGGUUACAUGGACACAUUGAAUUUCGUGUGGGGCGCCAUGUGCCAGCAGGGAUUCUAUGUGGAGGUACGCAAUAGAUCGGCCCGAGUUAUUGUUUUUACCACCUUUGUCGCAGCUCUAUUUCUGUUUACAUCGUUCUCGGCGAAUAUUGUGGCUCUGCUGCAGAGUCCAUCCGAUGCGAUUCGAUCUUUAGCUGAUUUGGGUCAAUCGCCAUUGGAGAUUGGAGUGCAGGAUACGCAAUAUAAUAAAAUCUAUUUCACCGAAUCAACAGAUCCGGUUACUAAGAGUUUGUAUCACAAGAAGAUAGCCGCCAAGGGGGAUCAUGUUUAUAUGCGUCCACUGUUGGGCAUGGAAAGAAUGAGAAAGGGUCUCUUCGCCUAUCAAGUGGAACUGCAGGCUGGCUAUCAGAUUGUUAGCGAUACAUUCAGUGAGCCAGAGAAAUGUGGUCUUAUGGAAUUGGAGCCCUUUCAGUUGCCCAUGCUGGCCAUUCCGACAAGAAAGAAUUUCCCCUAUAAAGAACUAUUUCGUAGGCAGUAAGUGAAACUAAAUCAGAAUCCAUUGGAUUCUC